GGUCAUGCGCGCUCGCUUCGUUCUCAAGUGGGCAGCUGAUGGGAAAGGUGGCCUCAAGGCCAAGGCAAGACUAGUCCUUCAGGGAUUUGCUGAUCCCGACCUACUGCAAGGUCAACUCGACACUUCAUCGCCCACUUUGUCAAGGAGCUCUCGCCAGGUGAUCAUCGCCAUUUCCGAGGUGCUUUCCUGGGAGCGCUGGACUGCCGACGUUGCAACGGCAUUCCUUCAGGGUGAUCCUCAGCAGAGGAUCUUGUGGGCUCGGAUCCCCAAGGACGCUUGCGAGUUGAUCGGCGUUCCUCCGGGCACCCUCAUGCGCUUGAUCAAGCCCCUCUACGGACAGGCUGAUGCUCCAAGGCAGUGGUUCGCAGUGGCGAGACGCCGUUUACUGCAGUUGGGAUUCCAAUCCCAUCCUCUGGAUCAUCUCCAAGGAGACAAGCGGACGAAGAUCGAGGUCAUGGUCACAAAGCAAAAGAUGCUUUCCAUGGACACGAAGCUGCGCUGGGUUAGCUCAGAGAUCCAGCUAGCUGAUGGAGUCACCAAGUCCUCAGCAAGGCAGCUGUUCGCCGACCGGUUGAGGAGUCAUCAAAUCUCCCUUCGGUCAGACAUGACCUUCCAGGCCGCCAAGAAGAAAACGCUGGCUGAACGGCAGGCCAAUGCUCGCAAACAUGCGAUCAGUCGAUCAGGGAAUCGACACAGCCUGGCCUACAUGAUCCUCACCUCGCAGAUGAUGAUGGUGCAAGCCAUACAGCCUAGCUUCGAGAUGGCCCUGGACUUCGCUUUCUCUCCUGAGAUGACCCUCACUCUCUUCAUCCUACUGAUGACCAUGGCGGAGACUGCCCUCGAGAAGAAUGUGUUUGGCCUCCUCAAGAUGGAGAUCACACGACUUCAACAAGACCUACGAGAUUCAGAUGCCUACAACGCCCAGCUCAAGGACCAGCUCGACGCGCUGGAGGGCGAGAACAACGAAUUGGAGAAGGAAGUGGACGACCUCACCCUGAUGCGGGACUACUUGUCCGGUGACAUCGGGGAGCUCGACGGCAAAUACAAAGAUGUGAGAAUCAAAUGGCAGACUGCCUAUGACAAGCUGGAAGCCAUCAAGUAUGAGCUUGAUCGCAACCCAGUGCCAAGGUCAGUGUGGACUACAAGAACGGGCAGCAAGUACCACGUCUACCCGGACUGCCAAGGCCUUUCUGGGGCCGAUGCUGGCACGAUGAGGCAGUAUGACUACUGCGCCUUCUGCGCCCAGCAGGAGAUGAUGAAGUGGCGAGAGUUCUGA
Messenger RNA from Durusdinium trenchii, 1276 nucleotides. Lineage: Eukaryota; Dinophyceae; Suessiales; Symbiodiniaceae. The record is from the annotation of a GenBank genome assembly.